GGGAAAGACUUCACCCUGAGCCCAUCCUUAAAAUGGGAGGGGGAAAAAAGCAAAUACAAAAACCAAAAUCUGAAAGUCAACAGCGUGAUGUGGCAGAAGAAGACAUCAACACUACGGAUAAAUACGAUCAAGAAGGGACUUCUUUCAGGAUAAAUUGGUUUAUUAUUCUUAUUAUUUUUGGGGGAAUCAGUGUUGACCAUCAAUAGCUCACCGCUGCGUUUGCUGGACUUUAGAAAAACUAGGCCAAUGUCAAAAGAGGUGAAGCCAGUGAGCGUGUCUCUGCAUCCUCUGGGAGGAGGAGCAGCGGUCACCUCAGAGCGGGAGGCCGUGUGCGUUUUUGGGACGGGAGAUAUGGGACGCUCCCUGGGCCAGCGCCUGCUGCAGACGGGCUACAAAGUCGUGUACGGCAGCCGCAGACCGCUCGGCUGCGGCCCUUUGCCUCAUGGAGCUCAGGCGAUGAGCUACGCAGCCGCAGCCCAGUUGGCCGGCGUGGUCUUCGUAUGCAUACAAAGAGAACAUUACAGCUUCAUGGAGACACUCAGCUCACAACUGGACGGGAAGGUGCUGGUGGAUGUCAGCAACAACCCUGAAAAGAAUCUGUACCCGGAGGCCAAUGCUGCAUAUUUGCAGAGACUACUUCCCGGAUGUCAUGUGGUGAAAGCCUUUAACACCUUGUCGGCCUGGGCUCUUCAGAACGGACCCUCCGACGCUUGUAGACAGGUGUACGUGUGUGGCAACAGUGCGGAGGCAAAGCGGGCUGUCGCCGAGGUGGCCACCAAGAUGGGCCUCACAGUUUUGGACAGGGGCUCUCUGUCGGCAGCCCAAGAGCUGGAGGACUCCCCCCUGCAGCUGUUCCCCGACUGGAGGCUGCCUCUCCAAAUUGCCGUCGGCCUUACCGCCUUCUUCUUCUUUUACGAGCUCAUCAGAGAUGUCAUCUACGCCUACGUGGUUCAGGGGAAAGACAUCUCCUUCAGAAUCAUGGUGUCCCUGGCCAACAAGGUGUGCCCCAUUGUGUCGCUCAUCAUGUUGUCCUUGUGUUACCUGCCCGGCAUUAUAGCUGCCUUCCUUCAGAUUUACAGGGGAACCAAGUACAGGCGCUUCCCUGAUUGGUUGGACCGCUGGAUGCUGUGCAGGAAGCAGCUGGGACUGCUGGCUCUCGCCUUUGCCUUUCUACACGUACUCUACACACUUCUCAUCCCAAUGAGGUAUUAUGUGAGAUUCAAGAGUUGGGAAUACAUUAUCACACUGAUCAAGGAGAACCAAACGGUAAAGUUCGACACGACAGUGGGCUGGAGAUCGGACUCUUACCUCUCUGUGGGCAUUUUGGGAUUUGGCCUGUACGUCCUGCUGGGAAUAACAUCCCUGCCUUCAGUUAGCAACGCUCUCAGCUGGAGGGAAUUCAGCUACGUACAGUCAAAGCUGGGCUACCUGACCUUAUUCCUCUGUACCCUUCACACUUACUUGUACGGCUGGGACAGAUUUCUGCGGCCCUCCACGUACAAGUGGUACACACCGCCAGGCUACUUGCUCAGUAUGGUGGUGCCCUCCGUGGUGCUGGCGCUAAAGCUGCUGCUCCUCCUGCCUUGCGUGGAUCGGACCGUCACCCGCAUUCGUCGGGGCUGGGAGAGGACUGAACCUGGCGAGGAGAAAACAUUUCUAUUGUAGGAACGGCGUGCCGCAAAAUAGACAUAUAUAGAGGUUUGUUGGAAUGAACGGGAAUUAACAUUGAAAACAGAUUGAGCAGCUGGCAACUUUGUCUUAGGGGCAAGUGGGGAAAUGCCCCACCGUGUCCCGCAGAUGGCGCUUGUGUGACUUGUUGCUUUUUCUCAUGCAGUAGUGAUUCAAAUGUGAAAUUAAUGGACAUAAAGGAAAUCAUAAUCUCAUUUUAUAGCGCUGUUUUUCAAGUUUGUCAGUGUGAUUUGGGAUGAUAAUGUUCCUGCUGACUCUCUGCUUUGAGGGGCAGUGGGCCCCUCUUUGACGGAACCGCCAGAGUAAGCAUGAAUGUUAUAUGAACGUUAGAAUAUGUAGCAGCAGACUGUCGUGUUGUUUAUUAUUCCGCUCCCUGGUUCAGCAAGCAUGAAUGGACACUCUUGAAAGCAGCUACAAAAGCUAAAGGUGAAUCCACAAUAUAUUACAAUGUCAGUCAUUUACACUUUUAUGGGGAAUUUGUGCUCCUUGGUGAAGUCACCUUCUGGACUGGUCUUUGAAACGCUUUGUCUGCGGCUCAAGCAGAGAAGAUCUUUUCAAAGCUCAAGUCAAUGAAAAGCAACUUGAGGUCAAGCAUGUCCCAAGAACUGGCGUCAGCAUCAUCAGCAUCAACCACACAGUUGGUGAGCAGAUAAUACACAAGGACGUCACAAUUUUGCAUCAUGGCCAGAAGGCAAAACUUUUGAAUUAAUUUAACAAUGUAAUUCUUAACAGAAAAAGGAAGAAAGCACACUGGGGGGGGGGGGGGGAAAUCCAAAAUUAGUGCAGUAAGGUUCCCUUAAGUUUUUUUUUUUUUCCAUUUGUGCAAUGCAAGAUUGGUAUGUUUUGUUUUUUGCUUUAGUUUGUUUCCUUAAUUGUAAUUAUUCUUUGCUUUUCUGUGUUACUUAUUAUUAAAAGAAACUAUAAAGUCCACUAAAGUGUGUUUGUCAUUGGUGUGUGUUGGUGUUGGGUGGGGUCUCAUGCAGGGUGCCCUUCAAGCUAGGACUGCCACUGCUUCUAUAGAUGCGCCCACUUUCUAUAGUGCUUAUCCUCAUUAGGGUGAAUUGGAGCCAAUCCCAGCUGCCUUUGGGCGAGGGGCGGCGUGCGCCCUGGACUGGUCGCCAGCCAAUUGCCGGUCACAUUUGACAAAGAAGCAUUCACACUAACGUUUACACAUAUAGAAAAUUUGCAGGUCUUCAAUUAACCUAAUAAGAAUGUUUUCGGAAUGUGGGAGGAAGCUGCAAAAAAAAUACAAUAUUUUAAAAUAAAUUUAAAAAACUCAUUUCAAAGAUUUGAACCCUGAAUCUCAGAACUGUGAGGCAGAUGAGCUAACCACAUGCUGCCCUCAUCGUCCAGGUUACUUUUGUAAUUUUCAUUUUAAUUGUGGAGUUUUGUUAUCAAACUUGUGCAGUGAACUUGGAGGAGAAAUUUGAAGGAAAAAAACUGCAAAUACUGUAGUUUUUUAGUAAGUUGCCUAGUGGUUGGUGUCUGAACAAUAUUUUUCCUGUUUAAACUGCCAAUGGUUGAAUGACGCAUCCAACUGCUCACUUAUUUUAUGAACAUAUUUUAUUAAAAUUGCAUCUACUUAUCAGUUCAGAUACAGCCUAAGUUGCAAUGGAGCAAGUAAAAAAAAAAAAUAUAUAAUAAUAAUAAUAAAGUGCAUUGUCUAUCUGCGAUUGGCUGGCAACCAGUUCAGGGUGUACCCCGCCUCCUGCCCGAUGAUAGCUGGGCUAGGCUCCAGCACGCCCGCGACCCUCGAGAGGAGAAGCGGCUCAGAAAAUGGAUGGAUGGAUGGAUGGAUGCAUUGUCUAUACCUGAUGAGUCAAGUUUCAAGUGUACAGUUUCAGUGGGGAAUACCCCACAGGGUUUUAGUUACUGCAUUCUCUAUUCAAACCAUCAAUUUCUCUAUAUUUACUAUUAAUCCACAUUUCGUUAGCAAGAUGUCUGCUAAAAUACGGGUAAGUUGGUGGUAAACAUCUUGGUGGACCAAACUUAUCUUAUGGUGGUGAUCUACUUGUUUGUAUUCAAGUCUAUUGAUUUAUGCUCUCAGAUUUGACUUCGCCGUUUGUUCUUCUGCUGUUCCCAUAUGAAUUCAACCACUGUGAAAUGAACUUCCAAUUAAAAUACAUAGUGCUAGCACUGCA
This is a messenger RNA of Phycodurus eques (leafy seadragon), 3830 nucleotides long. Its product is annotated as metalloreductase STEAP4-like. Gene Ontology annotation, molecular function: ferric-chelate reductase (NADPH) activity; cupric reductase (NADH) activity. Lineage: Eukaryota; Metazoa; Chordata; Actinopteri; Syngnathiformes; Syngnathidae. Gene Ontology annotation, cellular component: endosome; plasma membrane. Gene Ontology annotation, biological process: copper ion import. The transcript has 10 exons. The record is from RefSeq and is a predicted model, not a curated record. The coding region runs from base 247 to 1665 and encodes 472 amino acids.